Stylonychia lemnae is the source of this 3867-nucleotide messenger RNA. The record is from the annotation of a GenBank genome assembly. Lineage: Eukaryota; Ciliophora; Spirotrichea; Sporadotrichida; Oxytrichidae.
AUGACAGAAGAAUCAAUUAAUUCGACCAGGUCGCCUGUUUCCCACUACACUCGCACAUCCAACUCUAAAUCCUUGAACCCUACUAACAUUUCAAACUUUAACCUGGACAAUAUAAUAAAGAGACGGGAAAUUCUCUAGAAAAACGCCCCUCCAAGACGUCCUAUCAAAAGGCUUUAAUAUAUAAACUCUUAUGGAAUGAGAGAUUACUUUGAUAUUGAUCAAGAGGAAUACGACAGACUGAAGCUAAAUAUUGGAGUAGACUUUGACAACGACUUCAACUAAGAAUUGAUCAGCAUCUUUGUAAAGACUCUGCUUUAGGGACUUCCGUACUAAUGGCAGCGAGAGUAGGAUGCUUAUGAUAACAUAGUCUACUAUAAUAAGUAAACCAAAGAAACAACCUACUAGCAUCCACUGAGUAAAUUCUUAAGAAAAACUUUCAAACAACUUCACGAUCACAGAUAGACAAUUGUAGAGCGGAUUAACGAGGAAGUGAAAAAUAACAUAUUGAUCCCAGAUUCAACUUUGAAACAACUAGAUUUUUAAAGGAGAGUAGAGGAGAUGCAAAAACAGUAAGAGUAAUAGGAGAGGAAGCAACUAAGCAAGCAGAGUUCGGGUCUUAAGUUAGUCAUGGGCUCGUCUACCUCUCUUAAACUGCUCAAGCAAAAGAUUGAGAAUUAAUAUAAAGCCUCAAAUGUCAUUGAAAGCUUGACAUUCAAAGACACAAAAAGUGAAGUCAGAUUGAAAAGACUAUAUGAGACCACUAAAUAAUUUAAGAAGAAAGUGUAUGACGACAUGUAUACCCAGAACUAGAAAUUCAACGAGUCAAUGAUUGAGGCAUUUUACCACUACCAGAAGAAGUUCACUAAAAUCCUUACAAAGAAACAGAAAGUUAAGUUAUUCGAUCCGUUUGACUCAAACAACAGCGACGAGUCUAAGUCAGAGCACCCUGAAGAGGAACUAGUUCCAGAACUGCCAGAAUAUAUUGAACUCGCAAGAUACUAUGGAAUCAACCCAUCAACUGAAUAUUAUCUUUUAUGGAUACCAAAGGUUGCGUUAUCACUCAAGCUACCUAUCAACUGGAUAAAAGGCUAUGUCAAUGAAGAAGAUAACGAGCACGGAAUUAUCAAGAAAUCUAAUAAGGCUGUCUACAAGAACAUUAACACUGAAGUUAUCAUAGAAUUCCAUCCCUCGGAUCCAUAUAUAAGAUAUAUGGUCUAAGUCUAACAGAGAUCAAAGAAAAUCACUUCAUAGACUCAUUUCAGUAAGAAUAGCCUUUUCCCAUUCCAACUAAAUAUAGAGAACUUUCAGCUGACAGGAGAGGAUUUCAUGAACAGAUUUUACGAUUAGAAACAGAUCUUCUGUGAGAUACUUGGUAUUGAAAACAUCAUCAAGCACUCUAUAUAUGUCAAACUUUAACAAGGACUCUAAAAGCCACAGGUUGAGCAGAAGAACAUAGCCAUUUAAUGGUUAUAAGACUAAGAAGAGUUGAGAGAUAAAGCCUCUGAGUUGAGUAAAUUCUAGGCAGUUUAAGAAGAAUAUGAUAACUUUACUGAUGCAGAGAUAUUUGCUAUUGCUACUUAAUGUGAGAUUGACUUUGAGACUCAGAUUCACUUACUCAACUAUUUGGUAAUGAUUGUAGCCCAGGUCAAAACUAAUAAUAGUAUGUAACUUGAGUUCAGAUAUAUUAGAGAGACCCUAGACAACAAAACUAAUAAGAAGAUCAUUGCGGCUGACCCUUAAUUCUAUUGGAGAGAUCCCAUUACUAAUAAAAAUCAUAAGAUAUUCCCACUUCUUAAUGAAGUCAAGCAAAGACUCGAAGUACUAAAAGGCAAUCUCUAGGUAUUUCAAGACUCUGCACACUUUAAGCGCUAUCUUAAGGACUUAGAUAGGUACAAGGAGAAGUUUAAAGCCAAUCCACACAUAUAUCGGAAUCAGGUAGCCAAGCAAAAGCAUCUAUUAGUUGAAUAGUAUCUUACAAUGCUAUUAGACAAGGGCAAAAUAGAUCCCUUGAAGUUUUAAUUGGAUAAGCACACUAAGAGCGGAAGAGGUUAUUUCCGUAUUAGCAUGGAAGAUAUCAAUCGCAUCUUUCACUUGCUAGGUAACAAAGUCAAGCAUCAAGAAAUCAUAGACUUCUGUUUCUAAUCUCCUUUCAGGUUUGAAUUCUCUGAUCAGGAGAUAGAAUAGCACAAGAAACUGUUAAAAGAACUAGACUCAGAAGACUAUCAAAUCAAUUUCAGAAGAAAUAGACUAAAAAUUGAAGAGAAUUCAGACGCUGACUUUGAUGAUAUGAUGUUGAAGCCUCAUCCUAGAGGUUCAGUGAGGAAAAAUAGUAGCUUUAACAAGAACGGAGAAUUCAGCACUAUAGAAGUGGCUAAGAAAUACAGCAGUAAUUAAAUGAGGAUGCAAUCUUAAGAGACACUCGAGGAUUCUGAGGACUCAGACAGUGAUGAAAUGAUUAAAAAAAUUAUCAAGCGAAAGAUGGAGGGAGUCACCAACCUAGAUGAGCUAGCUGUCAAGCAUGGCAGGAAGAGCUUCAGGGGCAAUAAUAGCUUUAUGGAUAAAGCAGAUUCCUAGGAAGGUAAAAAAGACUCCAAGAGUCUAAAUAAAUCAAAGCUUAACAAAAGUAAAGAGAGUAAACUACAGUCCAAGCAAUCUACACCUUCUUUUAGAGUUGAUAAAGGGCUACUCUCCAAAUAAAAACUAUCUAAAGAAUAGUCACCUUUAAAAAUUAAACCUGGCUUGAGAGGAGCAUUCCUAAAGUAAAAGGGUCCUUAGAAAGGACUUUAUAAAGUAAAGAAAACUAGAUUUGAUACUAAUAACAAUGAUGAAAAUAGUGAUAAUGAGUAAGUUUCAAGGAAGAAGAGGGUAAAAAAGAUACUGAGUCCUGGUGAGGAAAACGAUGAGUUAUAAGAUCCAGAGUAUAUCUAGCAAAGAAAUGAUCUUUUGAGAAUAGCCCAAAAAAUAUCAAAUAACGAUGCAGAGUUCGAGAAUCUAUCUCCUUAGCAAAAGCAAAAUCGAAUCCUAAAGGUAAAACUGGAAGAGGUACUAAAGGAGAUCAGCUCACUUACUAAGGGCAUAACUAAUCUCAUUAAGGAACCAAUAGGCAGUAACCCUCUUGUUAAUAAGCUAGCUGACAUCAUUUACACUGCAAAUAUUGACCUCGAUGUGUUCAUUCAGAGUCUGGAGUACUUUGAAGAUGAAACUGAAGAGGAGCUAUUGAAAAGACUGAUUUAUUAGAUACAGAUUAUUCAUGAAAAACAAAUCAGCCAACCAAAGGAGAGUAUCGAGGAAGCGAAGGGACUUGCAGAGGACUACUUUAACAUGCUGGUAGAUAAGAAGAAGCAGAAUGCAUUGAAGUUAGCUUAACAGCUGGCUUAGUCCCAAAAUCCUACAGAAGAGGAUUUGGAGCGCAAUAGCUUUAUAGAGACUCAGAAGAAGAUGGGUAUAUAUGACAGAUUGGUGAAGGCGCUGUUCAAGAUGACUAAGAAGAAGGUGUCGUCGUAUGACACAGGCAAGAUCCAGAGGAUAGCAACCGAUAUGCAAAAAGAUGCAAUGAGGCAACCUCCAGUGUUCUCCAACUUUGUGUAUAUCAAGAACAGGAACAAUCUCGAGAUCAUUGAGGACAAUGUGGCUCAUGAAAAGAUUAAGAUGAUUCAUGAGUUCUAGGGGUAAAUUGAGUAACUUCAGCAUGAGUUGUAGAUUGAAGACAUGAAAUUGACAUAGAAUAUGCAUCAACUCAAGCGUUAGAAUGAUCUCUUAAACAGUUCCUAGCGAAUCAGAAGAGACGAAAAGUCAGAAUAAGUAUCGCCCAUAAUACCAAGUUAAUCAGAAAGACUCGGAGUCUUUCUAGGAGGACUUUAUCAGUGA